AUGGAGAUUCAUGGUGAUCAAUCUGCACUCUACAGGUGCAGAAACUGCCAAGUUCCUAUUGCUUUCCGUGAUGAACUUCUCUCCAAAAACUAUAUGGCAAAAACAGGGCAAGCGUUUCUGUUCUCUAAUGUGAGGAACAUUGUAAUUGGGCAAAAGGAAGAGAGAACUCUGAUAACUGGUGUGUACACCAUUGCUGGCCUCUUUUGCAGCAACUGUGGUGAGGAAUUAGGUUGGAAGUACCUUCAAGCUUCUGAGGCAAGACAAAAGUUCAAGGAAGGAAAAUUCAUACUUGAACGUUCAAAGAUUGCCAAAGGGUACUAG
Sphenostylis stenocarpa is the source of this 321-nucleotide messenger RNA. NCBI's taxonomy places the organism in Eukaryota, Viridiplantae, Streptophyta, Magnoliopsida, Fabales, Fabaceae. The record is from the annotation of a GenBank genome assembly.